GUAAUUAUAAUGCGAUACUGCAUAUUAAUGCUGCAUAACCACUUUUAUAAGCAAACUGAUGAGAAUGAUUAAGCUAGAUAUAUAAUGUUUCUCUAUUGUUUAUCGAAAGCUUCUGGCCUUUAAAGAUAAGCGGACGAAGCGCGCUUUACGUCUUUACUCUUGUAGGUGGAUAUUCGGGUAGAUUCUCACACUCAUCCCCUUCCUUUUUGGUAUGAGUUAUUCUAUGGAACCGCCAGCAAUGAGCACUUUUUUAUCAGACAACGAAACAGUUGGAGAAUCCACUAACCUUUUGCAUCUCGAAGGUCAUAGUUGGAGCCAGCUGCAAGAUGGGACUAUUGAGAUAACCGACCGAUUGCCUAAGAAAGAAUACUACAUGAGUCUUCGGAGGUUCAACAGCACUGGUCCUAAUUCUGGAACUGCACACAGGUUGGGAAGUAUUUCCAGUGGUUCAGCUGCUGGAUUAGCCAAUGGAUCAUCUGGUUUACUAGGUGGUAACUCACCCUUACCGCGCCCAGGUGGUGGUACUCUACGUGGAUCAUCACACCCAUCGGUUGUUGAUUUUAAACCUUCUGGUAAAAUAGUAGAUUGUACGGUUGUAAUGCUGGAUGGUACAACAAGAGAGUUUCGUUUAGAUAAAGCUGCCUAUGGACAACAAUUAUUCGAUGCUGUUUGUACACAUCUUGGUUUAUUAGAGGUUGAAUUCUUUGGCAUCACAUAUUACGAUUCAACCAAUAAUUGGUUCUGGCUCCAAACUGAUCAGAAAAUUGUAAAACAAAUCGGUAAAAAUGAAUGGCAGUUUGAAUUUCAAGUUAAAUUCUAUCCAUGUGAUAUCGACUCAAUCAAAGAAGAUAUAACACGUUACUAUCUUUGUUUACAAGUACGGCAGGAUAUAGUUAGUGGACAGCUUCCAUGUUCAUUUGUAACUUACUGCAUUCUUGGGUCGUAUAUAGUUCAGUCAGAAGCUGGCGACCAUGAUCCGACUCAACAUAUUGGUAUAAAAUAUAUACAAGAUCAUCCAUUUGCUCCUCAUAUGCUUCAAACACCUGAAAUGUUAGGACGAAUUGUUGAACUACACAAACUUCAUCGUGGUAAAACACCUGAAGAGGCUGAUCGUUUAUUUCUAAAUAAUGCCCGUAAAUUGGCCUUGUAUGGUGUUGAUUUGCAUAAAGUUAAGACGUCUCAGGGUCAAGAUAUUACUCUAGGUGUUUAUUAUGGAGGUAUCCUGCUAUACCGUAAUCGUAUUCGUUUAAUGAGAGUUAGUUGGCCGCGUAUUAUAAGUCUAUCACAUCGUGGACGUAAUUUUAUUAUUGCACGAAGACCUGGUGAUGAUUCAUUAGAUCGUAAUAUGACUUUUAAAUGUAUUAGUGCUACACUGGCUAAACGAUUAUAUAAUGUUUGUGUGGAUCAUCAUAAUUUUUUCAGACUUCGUGGGUCGUCUAGACCGAAAAAACCAAGUUUAUUCCCUUCGUUUGCUACUCGCAAAUAUCAUUAUCCUGGCACAACUGUGAAUUCAUCGUCGAUUGACGCUACUGUCGGUGUCGGUGGACAUAAUCAAACAUCUCGACCUUUAUCUAAAUUUCGUCCAAUGCCUGCCCAUCCUUCAGAGACUGGAUGGUUUACAUUUGCUAACCGCGGUGAAAUGGAUCAUAUGAAUGGUGCAGUCGCCAGUCAAUAUCAGUACCAACCAGCUAUGGUAAGUGGUGAUCCAGCCUGUAUGGAUCCCACUUAUUUCUGUAAUCAAAAUGUAAUCAAUGGACUGCCCAUACCAAAUGCUCAAGGUGUUCAACGCUAUUACCAACCAAGUAGUAAUGAUGUUACCGGCUUAAUGAAUGGUCAUCAUCCUAAUAGUAAUAAUAACCAUAUUAAUAAUAUGCCCACAAUGAUUACUAGGAUAUCAUUUGAACCUGAACACUGGCGUAUAACUGGAGCUGAUUGUACAGCAGGCUUAGGAAUAGAUGCUCGGGGCUUAGAUGUUGCAUCUACACGUGGAGCUGGAUGGCAAGGUUGUAGAGCUAAUAAAGGUGUAAAAGCUCCAGGUGCAUAUUACUAUGAAGCGGCUUGUUUAGAGGAAGGACUUAUACGUGUCGGUUGGUCAACUAAUGAUGCCAAUUUAGAACUUGGUGCAGAUAAUUAUGGUUUUGGUUAUGGAUCCGAUGCUGUAGGCUCUGCUGGUAUGAAUGGCACUGGACGUGUAAUGCAUCGGAAUACUGGUCAUGAUUACGGAAUAAUGGUUCAUCAGGGUGAUGUAAUUGGUUGCCUGUUAGAUUUAGACAAAGGAUCAAUUUCUUGGUCAUGUAAUGGAAAAAUAUUUCAACGUGCAUUCACUAUACCUGACCAAUUAAGAGGAGAAGCUUUCUUACCAGCGGCUAGUCUAAAAGACUCACGUAUCCUAUUUAAUUUUGGUGAAGAACAACCGUUAGAAUUCCCACCAGACGGUUCAUUUAUUCCUGUAGCUCAAUCUGCUGAUGAUAGUCAAGUAUCUAAUCGUAAUCCUGGUUGGCGCAUGAAUCAGUACGAUGCAACGAAUGCUUUAGAUGUUGCACCCGACGGUAGUCAAGUUCAGUCACAUUUUAAUCAAGGUUGGCAAGGUUGUCGAUCAAAUCAUGGUAUUCGUGGUCUUGGACGCUUCUACUUUGAAGUAACUCCUAUUGAAUCUACUGGACUAUGGCGAGUCGGUUGGUCAACAGAUGAUGGGAAUUUAAUUGUUGGCACAGAUCAAUAUGGUUUCGGUUAUGGUGCAGAUAACGAAGGUUUCGGUUUGAAUGGACAACAAGGAAAACGUAUACAUUGUGAUGAAAUUGAAAAUUAUGGUGAAGCAUUCUCUAAAGAUGAUGUGAUCGGCUGCUUUUUGGAUACGAUUGAACACACUAUUAAAUGGUCAAAAAAUGGUUUGGAAUUUGGUGACGCUUAUCGAAUUCCCUCUGAAUUGUUACAUUCUAAAAAUUUGACAGCAUUGUAUCCAACUGUGUCCUUGUUGAAUUCUACCGUGGAAUUGAACUUUGGCGACAAACCAUUUAAAUAUUACCCUGGGCCUGAUUGGACACCUGUAUGCUGUGCUCCUCCUGAAUGUACUAAACGUUCUAGACGUAAAGGUCCUGAACGGAAAGUGAAGGGGUGGUCAUAUAUUGAUCCGACUAUUUUAGAACCAUCAAUUCGACAAACAAUGCAGUCGAUUGAAAGAAGUGAACCGCAAAUUGAAACAGAAACAUUUCAUGAUGAAAAUGGUAAAAUGAUCAAGCGUACUGUUAAACGUUCUGAAGUGACUACUACAAAAACUGUUAGUGAACGUAUUAUUGCAAGUACUGCAGGUCAAAUUGUUCAUACUAAUGGACAUUCUAUAUCUAGUAAUGAUUUUGAUGAAGAUUUAAAUAUGGCGUUGUUAACCGUCACUAAAUUGGAUCCAGAUAUUUCAGUAUUAAAUAAUCCUGUUGGACAAGUGGAGAUUAGAACCAAAUCAGAAAGUGUUCUUUAAAAACGUAGAGAUAGUAGUAUUCAAUAACUGCUUUUCGUUUAUAUAUAUGAUACAACUAACUACUCACAUUUAUUCAUUCUUCGAUCAAUCAAUUCAUUCAUUGAUUCAUCUAAUUAUUCAGUGACAAUUCUAUUCCUAACUGUCUCUUUAUCCCAUUCACUAUCUAACUCAACCUCGCCUCAAUUAAAUUAUAUUAUUGUUGUUCAUUACGUAAUUGGGUUUUUGUUUUUCCUCAGUUGAUAAGAUUAUUUUUCAGUUUACUACUGCUACAACUAUAUUUCUUAUCGGCUUUUCCGUUUACAUAUGCCUUAUUUGGUAAUACUUUAUUUUUUAUAUAUUCUUGGUUAUUUUUUUUAGAGUGUCGGUGUUUCUGUUGUAUUCAUAUAUCUUCAUGAUUGUUGUCAUUAUCACACCAUGAGAAAGUAUUAGAAGUAUAUUAUAAAUGCUUGUAUGUACGUGUGUGUGUGCUUGUUAGUAAAAAGUGUGACACCGCAUAGCUUAUGUACUAACAAGCAUACAUAAGUAUUGACAAGGAUUUACGUAUUAAAUACACAAUGAAAUAAUACUUCCUCCUGUUGUGUUAGGGAUACUAAUGGUGAUAGUAGUAACAAUCAUGAAGAUAUAUGAAUACAACAGAAACACCGACACUCUAAAAAAAAAUAACCAAGAAUAUAUAAAAAAUAAAGUAUUACCAAAUAAGGCAUAUGUAAACGGAAAAGCCGAUAAGAAAUAUAGUUGUAGCAGUAGUAAACUGAAAAAUAAUCUUAUCAACUGAGGAAAAACAAAAACCCAAUUACGUAAUGAACAACAAUAAUAUAAUUUAAUUGAGGCGAGGUUGAGUUAGAUAGUGAAUGGGAUAAAGAGACAGUUAGGAAUAGAAUUGUCACUGAAUAAUUAGAUGAAUCAAUGAAUGAAUUGAUUGAUCGAAGAAUGAAUAAAUGUGAGUAGUUAGUUGUAUCAUAUAUAUAUGGAUUGCGUAACUAUAUACAUUCAGACCAUGACAAUCAUAUUCUAUUCGCUCCUUUUUUAUGUACGUGUACAUGCAAGCAGUGAUUUUUCUAGUCAUUACAAUGUUAUGUUAAACUAAUAAUCCGUUUUAUGUGGUUGUUGUUGUCGUUCAUAUUAUGAUCUUUUACAUGCUCUUCUGAAUUAGCACUGCUGUCGUCUUCUUGACUUACUACACCUUGCCUACUGCCUACUCAUUUCACAUCACUAUUCAUCAUUGUUGAAUAAAGUCAUUAAUAAUAAUAAUCACCUCUUAUAUAUAUAUAUACCAUUUACAGUACGACAAGAAUAAAUAAUGUUUUCGAUAAUCCUCUUCCAUUUUCUGCACUACAAUUUGAAGAUUGGCAUUUAAUGUUUCUUGUCGUCGAAAUAAUAAGGAUAAUAUUGUUGUUUUGCACAGUGAAUAAACCGAUUAUCCUAUCUCCUUGUUUAUUUGUCUGUGGGUGUGUGUUAGUAUGUUUCGUAAUUGGAUUCGCACUGCUAGCUCCCCUAUCAUAUUGUAACACCUGUUGAUGACAUAUGGCUUUAUGAUGGUGAUGAUGAUUACUUCGUGUAUCGUUUUGCUCUUUUUUGUGUAUCCAAAUACGUUCUGUAUUGUUCAGACGUAUUGCCUUUUUUUAAUAGAAAAGCAAACAAUAAUAUUUUAUGCGGUGAGGAAUUCGGAUCUCAGUCAAAGGCAGUGUCGAGUCUAAUAUAUCAGUGUUAGUCGUAGUAAAAUUAUCGCUGAUAGUAGGAAACAUAAUAUUAUUCGUGAAUUAAGGAUACGCUAUUAGGAUAAAAUAGUAUAGAAUUAUUUAAAGGAAAGACCAAGACUAGAUACAUCUCUAUCAUUGCAAUCUAUGAUAAGGGAUCUUACCUGACGUUUCAAACCGUUAAUCAUAAUAAUCUCACGGACCCCAAUCAGGUAAUCUGUGCCUAUCAGUAUAGCUCAGUUCAACAGUUGAUAACUUCAUAGUCUAAUGUCAAGCUUUGGUAUGGUUGCUCCUAGCUUUCUUUCAACCUAAACUAGUCAACUUCGUGAAUCAAGGUAAUCAGUGGUUGGGAUAUUUAAUUGUGUGCCAACCAAUUUAAUAGAUGAAGAUUGAUAAUCUUGUAAACCAAUUUGCCAACCUCAGCAUUCUUUACUCAACGGUCAC
This is a messenger RNA of Schistosoma mattheei, 5613 nucleotides long. NCBI's taxonomy places the organism in Eukaryota, Metazoa, Platyhelminthes, Trematoda, Strigeidida, Schistosomatidae. The record is from the annotation of a GenBank genome assembly.